UCCCGGAAGCGGCUCGGGGAAGCUGCGGAGCGCGCGCCGCUGCAGGAAGCGCCGCCCGGUCCGCUCGGGUCGGGUCCGGCUGGGCCAUGGAUUUGUUACCCGAGCCCGCGCCCCGCUGUCUUCUGCUUUUCCCCUUGUUGCUGCUGCUGCUGCUGCAACUGCCGGCCCCGGAGCUGGGCCCGAGCCAAGCCAGGGCCGAGGAGACCGACUGGGUUCGACUGCCCAGCAAAUGCGAAGUGUGUAAAUAUGUUGCUGUGGAGCUGAAGUCAGCCUUUGAGGAAACCAGUAAGACCAAGGAGGUGAUUGACACGGGCUAUGGCAUCCUGGACCGGAAGGCCUCUGGAGUCAAAUAUACCAAGUCGGACUUACGGUUAAUUGAAGUCACUGAGACCAUUUGCAAGAGGCUCCUGGACUACAGCCUGCACAAGGAGAGGACCGGCAGCAACCGGUUUGCCAAGGGCAUGUCAGAGACUUUUGAGACACUGCACAACCUGGUACACAAAGGGGUCAAAGUGGUGAUGGACAUCCCCUAUGAGCUGUGGAAUGAGACUUCUGCUGAGGUGGCUGACCUCAAGAAACAGUGCGAUGUGCUGGUGGAAGAGUUUGAGGAGGUGAUCGAGGACUGGUACAGGAACCACCAGGAAGAGGACCUGACUGAAUUCCUCUGCGCCAACCAUGUGCUGAAGGGAAAAGAUACGAGUUGCCUGAAAGAGCGGUGGUCUGGCAAGAAGGGGGACACAGCUGCCCUAGGAGGGAAAAAGUCCAAGAAGAAGAGCAGCAGGGCCAAGGCCUCAGGCAGCAGGAGCGGCAGCAGCAAGCAGAGGAAGGAGUUGGGAGGCCUUGAGGGAGACCCCAGCCCCGAGGAAGAGGAGGGCAUCCAGAAGGCAUCCCCUCUCCCGCACAGCGCCCCUGAUGAGCUUUGAGCUUCACCCAGCAUACCAGAUCUGAAGUCCCAAACCUCAAAGCUGAAGAGUCUGGGGCACGGCUCCAGCAGGCAAGAUGACUCUCCUCCUGGCUUCAGCUCUUCCUGCCUCAGCUGUGCCCUUUUCCUGCCAAGGAAAGACAACAAGCCCUGAGAAGAACUCCAAGCAGCCUUGGUUAGCCCAUGCCAGCUUUUUCCCUCUGCCAUGAAUUCCUCUUCUGACAUGGGCUUCAGGCAGGUUUCAAGACUUCGAGGACUCCAGUGUGUACUUAGGAGGGCAGGUGUCAGAACUGGGCACCAGGACUAGAGUCCCUCCAGUCCCUGUGAGGAGGGUGCAGCCACCUCUACUCUCAUUUCUUCCCCCACAGGAAGUAAAACUGCAACCCCCAGAGCUCCCCUCCCUGCACCCCCUCCCAUGGACACCCUGAGCUCUCCUUCCCACAGAAGAGGUUCACAGAGUAAAAACCUUUUGGCCUUUUG
This is a messenger RNA of Marmota flaviventris (yellow-bellied marmot), 1402 nucleotides long. RefSeq names its product canopy FGF signaling regulator 3 (gene Cnpy3). Lineage: Eukaryota; Metazoa; Chordata; Mammalia; Rodentia; Sciuridae. The record is from RefSeq and is a predicted model, not a curated record.